GCCCGCCCCGGCCACAGUCCGCUCGCAGCAUGGAGCCGCAUCCCAGCUUCCGCGGCCGGCGGGCCCUGGUCACUGGGGCCGGCAAAGGGAUCGGGCGCGCCGUGGCCGUGGCGCUGAGCGGGGCCGGGGCCCGCGUGACCGCGCUGAGCCGAACGGCGGCGGACCUGGAGAGCCUCGUGCGGGAGUGCCCGGGCAUCGAGCCCCUCUGCCUGGACCUGGCGGACUGGGACGCGGCGGAGGCGGCGGUGGGCGCGGCGGGGCCCUUCGAGCUGCUGGUGAACAACGCGGCGGUGGCGGAGCUGCAGCCCUUCCUGGAGGUGACGCGGGAGGCCUUGCAGAGGUCUCUUGAUGUGAAUUUUGGGGCUGUGCUUCACGUUUCCCAGAUCGUUGCUCGGCAGAUGAUCGCGCAGGGGGUGGCAGGGGCUAUUGUGAAUGUCUCCAGCCAGGCCUCGCAGCGUGCGCUGAGGGAUCACGCCGUUUACUGUUCCACAAAAAGUGCUUUGGAUAUGCUGACCAAGGUAAUGGCAAUGGAACUGGGACCCCACAAGAUUAGGGUGAACACUGUGAACCCCACCGUGGUUAUGACUGACAUGGGGAGAAUCAACUGGAGUGACCCUCAGAAAUCCGCUGCCAUGAUUAAUCGGAUUCCCCUGGGAAAGUUUGCAGAGGUGGAUGAUGUGGUGAACAGCAUUCUCUUCCUGCUGAGUGGCAAGAGUGCUAUGACAACUGGCAGCUCACUGAUGGUUGAUGGGGGCUUUCUUGUCUCCUAAGAUGGUCCCUGCAUUUCACCUCGGCCUUAAUUUCCCUACUGGUACUGCACAGAUGUAAACUGGAUAGAAAACAAUGACACAGACAUAGUCUUGCUGGAGGGGCAGCAGGGUUGGAGCCUGUAGGAGAAGCGAGGCAGAAAAUAACCUUUGGAAGGCUGCUAUAUAAUAAAGCUCACAUACAUCGUCAUGGAGAAUGUUUAUUGCACCAAAUAAGGUUUUAUCUUGUCACUCUACAUGAUGAUUAGAAAUUGGACCUCUCUUCCAACCCUGUUCCCCCCCACAACCCUUCAGAAGCUCUCCCUGUUCCAUCCAAAACCAUAGAGCCUGUCUGCACUUUCAGUGGGAAGGGAAAGAAGUUAGCAGACUUCUCAUUGCUUCCUUUGCUGUCUUUAGUAGAAAAAAACAAAAUAGAGGCAAUAACCCCAGCCCUGCUCUGCAGAGACUGGAUUUUGGGGGGAGGCCCUGCUAAAGACUGAUGGGGGGGAGCAGCACCAUGCUGUCCUAGGGUGUGCACACACAAAAAGGCAAAUGCAUUGAUUGCACAGAGCUGUUUCAUGCACAGUUUGGCUAGUACCCAAUAAAGCACCUAAUGAUUA
This is a messenger RNA of Chiroxiphia lanceolata (lance-tailed manakin), 1366 nucleotides long. It is a transcript of the gene DCXR, whose product is annotated as dicarbonyl and L-xylulose reductase. The record is from RefSeq and is a predicted model, not a curated record. The transcript has 8 exons. Gene Ontology annotation, biological process: xylulose metabolic process; glucose metabolic process. The coding region runs from base 30 to 770 and encodes 246 amino acids. Lineage: Eukaryota; Metazoa; Chordata; Aves; Passeriformes; Pipridae. Gene Ontology annotation, molecular function: carbonyl reductase (NADPH) activity; L-xylulose reductase (NADPH) activity.